Molecule: messenger RNA, 3146 nt
Organism: Filobasidium floriforme
Lineage: Eukaryota; Fungi; Basidiomycota; Tremellomycetes; Filobasidiales; Filobasidiaceae
Product: pyridoxal phosphate-dependent transferase
Exons: 9
Coding region: 89-3022 (977 amino acids)
Biological process (GO): L-aspartate catabolic process; biosynthetic process
Cellular component (GO): mitochondrion
Molecular function (GO): L-aspartate:2-oxoglutarate transaminase activity; pyridoxal phosphate binding
Source: RefSeq, a predicted model, not a curated record
ACUUGAUACAAUUGUCGAUACAGAGCAAUGCGAUCGUAACAUACCUUGCGCCCGAUGUGUUAAGCGAGGCGUGCCAGAACUAUGUCACAUGGAGGCGCCUUUCAUGCCGAACCGCAAAAACAAACGGAAACGCGAUGAUGGCGCCUUCUUGCAGGCCAUGUCAGAACCAGGAUUCGAUUGGAACGCUCGGGUGCGAGCGCUAGAGGAUCUACUGCGCACAAAUCCAGCCGCAUUUGCGGACCUAGAUCUCAACGGCAGUUUAGUGAAUGGAGUAUCCAGCCUUCGAAUGCCAAUGUCCGAUAUGCCCACAGCGGACGAGCAAGAGAUGCAGAAUCAGGUUCAAGCCGUAAUCAGUCUGAUUAAUCAAGCUCAAGCUGCGCAGCAACAGUUGGGACUCGAUGCUCAACAGAGUUUAUCGGACCUGGGUCAGCUUGUUUCGACAGGGCCUAUGCUACCCUCGGCGCCGUCUAUGCGAUCCUCGCCUAUCCCUGGCCCGACGAACUCUGUACCCGAACCUCUGGCCGUCAAGGUGAAGGUCGAGGAGAACAUGUCCGUGCCCAAUUCGCCAGUCCGGCCGGACCGCCCGCGAUCGCCAACUCGACCGCCUUCUGCAUCCGCGCUAGCAAUCUCUGACAAAACAAGCGAGUCUCAAUCAUUACAGCCUCCUCCUGGACCCUUCCGUCCAAGCGUUGUUUCACCUGUUGCAAGAUCGCCGUCAGCACCAGUUUCGAACAGGCCAGGCAUAUCUCAACAGGUGAAUGAUCUUGCAAAGGCGGAUACUCGUCCGCAUACUCCCUUGGCAACUCCGCCUCCGCCGCCACCUGCUCCAACAAAUCUUCCUCCAGGACCAUCCGCAGCCACGCCUCCUCUGCCAAAGCCAAACCUUGUUUCGAAAGAUGAAGUUGUCGGUGCAAAGUCGCAAUCUUUGCCAAAGGAGAACGGUGAUAUGCAGGUUGACACUCCCCCACCUGUCGAGGAGCAACAACCGCCAAGCGAAGAUGUGACUACGACAGGCCCGACCGCGGCAGACUCUCAAACGGACGGCGAGUCUGUAGUGCUUGGACCGUCAGGCAACUCUUCCGACCAGCCGAUACGGAUCGAUUCGUCUCCUGUGAAGGCGGGACCACUGUCAGAACCAGCGGAUCAGCCUAUGGAAGCGGUUGUGCCGGAUCAAUCAUCACAUCCGCAAGAGAAGCAACAACCGACUGGAGGGCGGAUGGAUGAGGACCCAGUCCCAAUUGACGUUACGCCGACGCCGACGGCCGUGCUACCAGCCAAAACAUCGGACCAAAGCGGCAACGACGUUGCUCCUAAGCAGGAGGACAAACCCGCUCAACUGCUGGUACCUCAAUCCAGGAAUGACAGCAAUCGGAAUACUGGAACGCUCAAUAUCCCUGCCAAUCUCCAAGCUGAGUUGGCCAAAUUGGCCAAGGGGGUACAGGAUUCGGCGUUUGGAGACGAUAUGAACGACAGCGGGAUGGAUAUCAACAUGGAGAAUAUUCUCGGAGACCCCUCCGCGCUCAUCGCGCAGCUGGCUAGCACGAUGGGGCCACCGGCAGUUCCGCCGUCAUCUGUUCUCGACGAUACUCAGAAUGCGAUGCUUAUGGAUAUGAUCUCGCAUCUCGCCAACGGAGGCAAUGCAGCGCAAAGCACAUCUUUGCCGAGCGGACUGGCUACGCCGACAUCUUUACCUGUGGCUGCGCCCGCUACAGAUCUCUGGAGUCAGGUUCCGCAGGCUAUACCAGAGACGAAUCAGCAGGUUGCCAAUUCUUUCAUGACUGACCUGGGCCACAAUAAGCUCAAUCUUGGUCUGUCAGGCUUUCGUCAAGACGAUGGUAGCAUUUUUGUCCCGCCGACUACCCGAUCCAUCGAACGGUCGAUGCAUAUGCGAGGAGGUCUCUCGCACGAUGCCCUGCCAAUAGAGGGUCAUGCACCGUUCCUCGAACUUGGGCUGAAGUUUGCAUACGGCAAAGAUGGUCAUGCCUUUAAGGAUGGCAGAAUUGCCGCCGUCCAGGCAAUGUCCUUGACCGGGGCUCUCCGGAUUGGCGCGACGUUCCUCUCCCGUUUCCCCGCUGCAUCAGCCCCGAAAGCGAUCUACAUACCGAAUCCGACCGUUGAAGAAGAGGCGUUUGCCAUCCGGGAUUCCGGCCUAGAGAUCAAUCUAUACCGUUUCUUCGACAGACGGACAGGCGGGGUCGACUGGGACGGCAUGCGUGAAGAUAUUCGAAACGCUCCCGAGCAAUCGAUCAUCUUGUUGCACGUUGGUGGCAGUACUCCUACCGGUGCAGAGUUGUCGACAGCGCAGUGGCGGCUCAUAACGGAAGUCAUCAAGCAACGACGGCACAUCCCUUUCUGCAUCAUGGAGUAUCAGGGCCUCUCGAGCGGAAACGUGGACCGAGAUGCUCAGCCACUACGCACCAUGGCCCACAAACGAAUACCCCUUGUCCUGGCUCAAACCUUCGAUGCCGCCAUGGGUUUAUACUCUGACAGUCCAACAAUCGUCUCUGUUGUCACGAAUGUCUCUGCAGACAAGCCAAGAAUCGAGUCUCAACUGCGAGCCAUUUCGCGUACAAUGCAUGCCCAUCCCCCACCAUGGGGGGCGCACGUAGUCGCGAAUAUCCUCGGAAACGAGACGGUCUACGCCAACUGGUCGCAAGAAGUCAAGGCCAUGGCGGAUCGCUUGAAGAGCAUCAGGGACAAGUUAUUCGAUCAACUGACGAACCGCUUGAAGACGCCCGGGAAUUGGUCUCACAUCCGCAAGACCCAGGGAAUGUACUGCACCACCCUCUUCACACCGGAGCAACUUCAAGUCCUCGGGUAUCGAGAACAUGUCCACCUAUUACCGGAUGGAUGCUUCUCUCUGGGCUGCCUGAACGCCGCCAAGAUUGAACAACUAGCAAGGGCUAUCGAUAAUGUCAUCCGACAUCCACCACCGGUGGAAGAUGACGAUCUGGCUGCACAAGCGGCGCUACAGAUCGAAAUGGCGUUACGCCAAGGUUUCGGUUUGAGCGCUGGAUUCUAAAUGACGGAGCGAGGCAGUUAUCUAUCUGCCUGGCUCGUCCAAACACCCAUCUGUAUCUCACUUCGAUUUCGAGUCUAUCAGACCGCUGAGUAUCACACGCCAGCUUCACAAAUGCAUUACUUGA